AUGGGUAACUGUCUAUCGUGUCUUAUAGGCAAUUCAAAUGACGAUGACUAUAAUGAAACUUCAUCUUUAUUGAGACACCAACAACAGCACAACCAGCAAUAUUUAUCAGAUUAUUUGCAGGAAGAGCAGAUACUUAAACAGCAACAAAGACAACAAGAAUUGGCUGGCAUAGUGAAUGAAUUGAAUGAUAAUUUGAUUGAUGUUACUUCAUUUUUAAGUGGGAACAAUAACAAUAACAAUAAUAAUAAUGCAUCUUUGGGUAAUAGUGGAAUUUUGGCUAAUGAGAGUAAUAUUAAUGAGGAAGAGCAUACACAAGUCGGCAAUACUAUAAAAUCACUUCCUUACCUUUAUACUAAAGAGGAUAAAGAUGAGAUAUUGAAGAAAUUAAGUGAUAUUGAUGCUGAUGUUAAACAGAGUUUUAAAAUACAAUCACUGGUGCCCUUAUAUAUCAAGUUUUAA
This is a messenger RNA of Candida albicans SC5314, 459 nucleotides long. RefSeq lists its product as uncharacterized. Gene Ontology annotation, biological process: cellular response to amino acid stimulus; regulation of receptor recycling; positive regulation of TOR signaling. Gene Ontology annotation, cellular component: membrane raft; late endosome membrane; Ragulator complex. The record is from RefSeq and is a predicted model, not a curated record. Bases 1 to 459 code for a protein of 152 amino acids. The transcript has a single exon. Lineage: Eukaryota; Fungi; Ascomycota; Pichiomycetes; Serinales; Debaryomycetaceae.